Messenger RNA from Oncorhynchus nerka (sockeye salmon), 2229 nucleotides. RefSeq lists its product as uncharacterized. The transcript has 6 exons. The coding region runs from base 1165 to 1887 and encodes 240 amino acids. Lineage: Eukaryota; Metazoa; Chordata; Actinopteri; Salmoniformes; Salmonidae. The record is from RefSeq and is a predicted model, not a curated record.
AUUUAAAAUCAAAUACUUUUAGACUUCUACUCAAGUAGUAUUUAACUGGGUGACUUACUUUUACUUGAGUCAUUUUCUAUUAAGGUAUAUUUACUUUAACUCAAGUAUGACAUUUGUGGGUACUUUAUCCACCACUGCACACACACACACAGUAGCCUAUGUACUGUAUACUGGGGUUUGAUAGUGUGUGCAACUUCCUCUAUCUUCCCUCUUGUGUUCAGCUGUGGGACAAUGAGUCAGACACAAAUAGACUGAACUCUACACAUUUCAUCUGUGCUCUAGUUAUGUUUGUACCCGUAGAGUCAUGAUGUUUGAAAAGAUCCACCUUUACAAUAGAGGAAGAUACAUACUGUAUAUGGACAUAGCAUUCCAAGUACUAUAUUUACCUUUAAACCACACAGAUUAUGGAAAAGCAUUUGAAAUUGCUAGUUCAGAAUUCAUGCUCACAUUAAGGAAAUUAAAUGGCAAAAAUGAUUGUCAUUUAAGCAUUUCUGUUAGAUUCUUUUUAAUGUGUCAGUGUUGUACUGGAUGGUACCAUGGAAAUGAAAUAUCAAACACACUUUGUUAUUUAUUUAUCAAAUUGGCAGACAAUAUGCAUACUCAAUCAUGAAAAUGCUAUAUCUUUUUUUGCAUUUCAAAUAUAAUUGUGUCACAAAAAAAUGCUUACCCAUUUAGGAAAAGGAAUUGCAGACAUGAUAUUGAUUUAUCAUUUUUCCAUUUGCAUUUCCAAUUCAGUUUCGGAAGCAAAAUGCUUCAAUGAACUGCCUCUAUGUCACUCCAAUAAGGUAGGCUGCCUUGAUGCGCUCUUGUGAAGGACCUACCCAUUUUUUUCAUUUUAAAGGGACCAUCCUCGCUCUGACCUAUCAGCCAAUCACAUCCCAAACUACUGAAAAUCGUAGUGCGCUUUUAAAAGACAACAGAGACAGACCACUUGUAUUGUCAAGUUCGGAGGAUAUGCACGCACACCUAUGGAGGACCUUUGAUUGAUAACCACGUCGACCUUAGCGUAUCCUUUAUCAUUCUCCGUGUUUGUAUUUGCAAGGGAGAACAAGAAGAAAUAGUCCGUUAUAUUUAUAACUAAUCUAUUACAUUUGGAGAACGUCUUGGAAGUAGCUAGUGCAUAAUUUCGAAUACCCGUUCUAGUUGGGAGAAGUGACUGCAAAGAUGCGACUUCCACUUACAUUCAUUCUGAUUUGCGAGCUUUGUUGGGGUUUUAAAAGGGACAUGGUCAUUCAGUUCCAGCGGUCGGGAGUGGUCGGUGAGGUCGAGCAGGUAUUGAUCAACGGAGCCGCUCUCUCCAGCUGCGAGAAAGACGUCAACGGCAUUCUCCGUGCUGUAUUGUUGGGCAACUACAGCGAGUCUUUUCAACAGGCGUUUGAGAUAGAAGAACAUGUCAACAACAUCAUGACAAAAAAUCAUACUUACCAGUACCUGCGUGUGCAUGAAAGCAAACUGGACGGAUUUCGAGUAGUGCAUUUGACUGACCGGCUCCUGGUUGACGGGAAUGACUUCCUGACUCUGGACCGAAACACAGACACCUGGACAGCUGAGGUACCACAGGCCCUAGCGCUCAAACACCUUUGGGACCAGGACACUGAGCGCACGAGGCUGGAGAGGAUUCAACUCCAUGAGAGCUGUGCCAAACUGAUGAAGGAGCUCACACAUUCUGAGCCCAUCACCACUGGAGGGAUGUCCAUGCUGGCUGCCCUUGCUUCUUUGCUAGCAGGCCUGGCCUUUGUUGCCCUGGUUACCACAAGCUUCCUCAUCUUUAAACAACAAGAUCCCAACGUUUCAGGACACCCUGGAGGUGUCCUUGGCUCCAUCGUCCACUAUCCUCAGAACGUCACAGAAACACCUUGUCCAGGAAAAGGCUAUCAGGUUCUCUAAAACCCAAAGCUCCUUUCCCAAUAUACUUCUGAUGUCAACUGGUCACUCCACAGCAGUGUGGUCACACCCUUUCACCUGUCUUUGUGCUUGUCUCCUGGUCUGUUGCCAGUUUGUCUUGUCAAGCCUACGAGCAUGGUUUUCCUAGUCUCUUUUUUCUAGCCCUCCCGGUUCCGACCUGUUCUGCCUGCCCUGACACUGAGCCCGCCUGCCUGACCAUUCAGCUUUACCUGACCUCGAGCCCGCCUACCCCCCUGUACCUUUCGGACUCUGACUUGGUUAAUACACUUCCUCGACCUGCCUAUUGCCUGCACAUUGUAUUUUAAUAAAUAUCAGAGGCUCGAA